CAAAAAAUGGCCACCCAAAUUCACAAUAAUGAUGAUAAAACAACGAAAAGAAAAUCAGCAUUGUCAGCGGCAGCAUCACCGCCAUCAAUAUCAACAACGAAUCGAAAUGAAAAGUGGAUCAAAUGCAAUCAUACAGCAACAAUUUAUUUUAGUUUCCUAGUCUUUCAUCUAUUAUUAACUACAUCAUCCAUUUUUUGUUUAACAAUUUUAGAUAAACAAACCGAUUCUAUUGCCAAGUAUCCCAUUCAUAAACACAUGUCCAAACAAGAUCUCCUUUCGGUGUUUUAUGUUGAUUCUCAUGAUAAAGUGCCCGAAUAUGAACUAUCCAGUGUCAGGCUGUUGACCAAACGAUCAAUACAAAAUGACGAUGCAAUAAAUAAUAAUAAUGAUGACGAACAACCACGACAUGAAGUAUAUUUAAAAGCAUUUGGACGUAAAAUGCGUCUAAAAUUACGUGAUAAUAAUGAUUUCAAUGAAAGAGUUAAAGAUAUGAAAGUAAUUAUUGCUGAAACAUCACGAACAACUGGUAAAUUACAAUAUGUUGAAGAUUUAACAACCGCUGACACGCAAAAUAUUGGCACAAGUUAUCAUGAUAAGGAUAAUAUGGCUGCCAUUUUUCUUGAUCAUGAUUCUAGGGGCAAAGUACGAUUGCAUGGAACGAUUGGCAACGAUCUAGUGAUAAAACCGAUCCCAGAAACAAUUGAUACAAAUAAUCAUCCAUCAUUGAAUGAAGUGGAUACUACCAUGAUGGAUAAUGUUAUCGAUCCGGAUGACGAUGAAAUGUUUUUGAAUGAUGAUGAUUUUAAACAAUUUAAACGACAACAACAUAUGAAUCAUCAAAAUCAGCUCAAGAAUGAUGAUGGUAUUCAUAUCAAACAAACGGCCAAUUCAACUGUACAAAAAUCAUUUGAUGAUGAUGGAACAAAUGAAAAUAUCCAUGUUAUUUAUAAAAGAAAAUUUCACCAACAUUAUCAGCCAACUGAUUUUGCCGAGUUGGAACAAGGUGAUAAAACCACAACAGCCGCAGAUAUAUUAUCACCGCAAUGGUUAGGAAGUUUUAAUGAAACAAUAAUGAAACGUACGGCACGUCGAAAAAGACAAGCACCCGGUACUGUUUGGCCCGAAGUAUUAUUAGUUGUCGAUUAUGAUUCCUUCAUGUUACAUGGUGCAACAAGUCGUGAUGUGAAACGUUAUUUUAUUAGCUUCUGGAAUGGUGUCGAUCUUCGUUAUAAAUUAUUGGCACAUCCACAGAUUCGUGUCAGUUUGGCCGGUAUGAUUGUUGCAAAGGAUCGAGAUGCAACACCUUAUUUGGAACGUAAUCGUUUACGGCCACCAAAUGCCGAUGCAGUGGAUGCUGCUGGUGCAUUGACCGAUAUGGGAAAAUAUCUUUACCGAGAAGAUCGUUUACCAACAUAUGAUAUGGCCGUUGUUAUUACUAAAUUAGAUAUGUGUCGUCGUCGUUAUGAAGGUGGACGUUGUAAUCGUGGUACAGCUGGAUUUGCAUAUGUUGGUGGUGCUUGUGUUGUCAAUAAACGUUUGGAAAAAGUGAAUAGUGUUGCCAUCAUUGAAGAUAGCGGUGGAUAUAGUGGCAUUAUUGUCGCUGCACAUGAAGUUGGUCAUUUACUUGGCUGUGUACAUGAUGGUUCACCACCACCAAGCUAUCUAGGUGGUCCUGGUGCCACUCGUUGUCCAUGGGAAGAUGGUUUCAUUAUGAGCGAUCUACGUCACACUGAACGUGGUUUCCGUUGGUCAACCUGUAGUGUUGAACAAUUUAAACAUUUUCUAAAUGGUGAAACGGCAACUUGUCUAUACAAUUUUCCGCAUGAAAAUCAAUUAUUACCAAGAGUGUUACCAGGAUCAAUGCUUUCAUUGGAUGAACAAUGUAAAAGAGAUCGAGGAACGAAUGCUUGUUUUAAAGAUUCUCGUGUAUGUGCACAAUUGUUUUGUUUUGAUAGUGCUUCCGGUUAUUGUGUUUCAUAUCGUCCAGCAGCUGAAGGUUCAUCCUGUGGUGAUGGCCAGAUUUGUAGAAAUGGUAAAUGUUUAGCUGAAAUGGAAAACAUAAUACCGGAUUUUUCACAUGUACAACAAUCGAUACGUCCAAAACCAGAUAGAUUAUUAUCACGUAUUGAUUCGGCACCACCAUCAUCACCACCAAUGCAUAUACCUCCAUUUCGACGUGGAAAUUUACGAUUUCCACGCCGUGAUCCAUUUUUUCAUCAUCAUCAUCAUAAUAAUUUCUUUCCACAUGCAUCAGCAUCUGAACAUAUUGAUGUUAUUGAUGAAUCAAAUAGCCAACAGCAUCAACAUAGACAUUAACGACAACAAUGAUGCAAUUAUGCCAAAAAAACUCUUUAUUCCAAUUGGAUCAAUCAAUCAACGAUUAUUAUUACGGUUUUUUCCAUUAUUGUUAAUGUAUAAUUCUGCUGUUGUUUCGUUAUACAUAUAGAUUGCUAUUUUAUUAAUUAUUAUCUACCUGGCCUGUGAUACUAUACAGAACAAAACAAAACAAAACAACCAAUCAUACAAUCAUACACGAAAAUACAGAUAGAAAGAAAUUUGGAAUUGUUCAUUGAAUCUGUAAUUAGUCCAAUUAUAAUUUAAUCAUCAUCACUACCAUCAUAGCCAACACCAUCACACACACACACACACACAUACAUACACUGUGAUACAGUGCAUAACAUUUCACCACCAAAAAAUUGUCAUUUGCGUUAUAAAUAUAUCUCGGGGAUUUCGGGGUUAGAACAAAACAAAAACAUCACAUGGUAAAAGGGACAACGACAAUUACAAAACCAAAUCAAAAUAUUAAAAGCCAUCAAUCAAUCAAUCAAUUAAUCGACCAUCAUCAUUAUAUCGUGAAUAUUCUUCAUUUUCAUUCAUUCAUUCAUUCAAAUUCAAUAUUACAUACACACACACAAACAUAAUCGGCUUGUAGAUUUAUUUAGUACCACACACAUAUACACACACACACAUUUAGUAGUUGCGAAAGGAUUGAUUUUUUUCAUUUCUUGUAUCAUACAAUGUUAUUAUUUCAUUUCAUCUUUUCUGUAAAAUUAACUAUCCAAUUUGAUCCCACUUUUGAUUAAUUUGUAAUGAGCAAUUUUUUUUGAUUGAUUAAUUUUUUUUAUUGUUGUUGUUUAUAUUAUAUUAUUAUUAUUAUUAUUGUAAUUCUAGCGCUUUUGAUUUGUAGCACUUUGCUGAAAUUUUUCUGUAUGUUUGGUUUUUUCAAAAAAAAAAUUUGGAUUUUUGUUUAUUUCCUUUUUUUUUUUUUUGUGUCAAGUUUUCA
Messenger RNA from Dermatophagoides farinae (American house dust mite), 3283 nucleotides. NCBI's taxonomy places the organism in Eukaryota, Metazoa, Arthropoda, Arachnida, Sarcoptiformes, Pyroglyphidae. The record is from RefSeq and is a predicted model, not a curated record.